GCCGAGGGAAGCCCCGACUCCGUAGUCUCUGCUCGGAGUCUGUCUCUCCGGCGGUUCCCGGCCCCGCCGAUCCCAGUUCUCCGUCGCUCGCGGUUCGCCGCCCCGCUCGCCGCCAAGAUGCCGGUGUUUCAUACACGCACGAUCGAGAGCAUCCUGGAGCCUGUGGCACAGCAGAUCUCGCACCUGGUGAUCAUGCACGAGGAAGGCGAGGUGGACGGCAAAGCCAUCCCUGACCUCACUGCGCCCGUGGCCGCCGUGCAAGCGGCCGUCAGCAACCUCGUCCGGGUUGGAAAAGAGACUGUUCAAACCACAGAGGAUCAGAUUUUGAAGAGAGAUAUGCCACCAGCAUUUAUUAAGGUUGAGAAUGCUUGCACCAAGCUUGUCCAGGCAGCCCAGAUGCUUCAGUCGGACCCUUACUCAGUGCCUGCUCGAGAUUAUCUGAUAGAUGGGUCAAGGGGUAUUCUCUCUGGCACAUCAGACCUGCUCCUUACCUUUGACGAGGCUGAGGUUCGUAAAAUUAUUAGAGUUUGCAAAGGAAUUUUGGAAUAUCUUACGGUGGCAGAGGUGGUGGAGACAAUGGAAGAUUUGGUCACUUACACAAAGAAUCUCGGGCCAGGAAUGACCAAGAUGGCCAAGAUGAUCGAUGAGAGACAGCAGGAGCUGACGCACCAGGAGCACCGAGUCAUGUUGGUGAACUCCAUGAACACUGUGAAAGAGUUGCUGCCAGUUCUCAUUUCAGCUAUGAAGAUUUUUGUUACAACUAAAAACUCAAAAAACCAAGGAAUAGAAGAAGCUUUGAAAAAUCGCAAUUUUACUGUAGAAAAAAUGAGUGCCGAAAUUAAUGAGAUCAUUCGUGUAUUACAACUCACUUCUUGGGAUGAAGAUGCCUGGGCCAGCAAGAAGGACACUGAAGCCAUGAAGAGAGCACUGGCCUCCAUAGACUCCAAACUAAACCAGGCCAAAGGAUGGCUCCGUGAUCCCAAUGCCUCCCCAGGGGAUGUUGGUGAGCAGGCCAUCAGACAGAUCUUAGACGAAGCUGGAAAAGUUGGUGAACUCUGUGCAGGUAAAGAACGCAGGGAGAUUCUAGGAACCUGCAAAAUGCUGGGGCAGAUGACUGAUCAAGUGGCUGACCUCCGUGCCAGAGGACAAGGAACCUCGCCGGUGGCCAUGCAGAAAGCCCAGCAGGUGUCUCAGGGCCUGGAUGUGCUCACAGCCAAAGUGGAAAAUGCAGCCCGUAAGCUAGAAGCCAUGACAAACUCAAAGCAGAGCAUUGCCAAGAAGAUUGAUGCUGCUCAGAACUGGUUAGCAGAUCCAAAUGGUGGACCAGAAGGAGAAGAACAGAUUCGAGGAGCUUUGGCUGAAGCUCGGAAAAUAGCAGAAUUAUGUGAUGAUCCUAAAGAAAGAGAUGACAUUCUACGUUCCCUUGGAGAAAUAUCUGCUCUGACUUCUAAAUUAGCGGAUCUACGAAGACAGGGGAAAGGAGAUUCCCCAGAGGCUCGCGCAUUGGCCAAGCAGGUGGCCACGGCGCUGCAGAACCUGCAGACCAAAACCAACAGGGCUGUGGCCAACAGCAGACCCGCCAAAGCAGCUGUGCACCUUGAAGGCAAGAUCGAGCAAGCACAGCGGUGGAUUGAUAAUCCCACACUGGACGACCGGGGAGUCGGUCAGGCUGCCAUCCGGGGACUUGUGGCCGAAGGGCAUCGUCUGGCAAAUGUCAUGAUGGGGCCUUAUCGCCAAGAUCUUCUUGCCAAGUGUGACCGAGUGGACCAGCUGACGGCCCAGCUGGCUGACCUGGCUGCCAGAGGGGAAGGGGAGAGUCCUCAGGCACGAGCGCUUGCAUCUCAGCUCCAAGACUCCUUAAAGGAUCUGAAAGCUCGGAUGCAGGAGGCCAUGACUCAGGAGGUAUCAGAUGUUUUCAGUGACACCACAACUCCCAUCAAGCUAUUGGCAGUGGCAGCCACUGCCCCUCCUGAUGCACCCGGUAGGGAAGAGGUAUUCGAUGAGAGGGCAGCUAACUUUGAAAACCAUUCAGGAAGACUUGGUGCCACAGCAGAGAAGGCGGCUGCUGUCGGUACUGCUAAUAAAUCAACAGUGGAAGGCAUUCAGGCGUCAGUGAAGACGGCCCGAGAACUCACACCCCAGGUGGUCUCGGCUGCUCGCAUCUUACUUAGGAACCCUGGAAAUCAAGCCGCUUAUGAACAUUUUGAGACCAUGAAGAACCAGUGGAUUGAUAAUGUUGAAAAAAUGACAGGGCUGGUGGACGAAGCCAUUGAUACCAAAUCUCUGUUGGAUGCUUCCGAAGAAGCAAUUAAAAAGGACCUGGACAAGUGUAAGGUAGCCAUGGCCAACAUUCAGCCUCAGUUGCUGGUUGCUGGGGCAACCAGCAUUGCUCGUCGGGCCAACCGGAUUCUGCUGGUGGCUAAGAGGGAGGUAGAGAAUUCUGAGGAUCCCAAGUUCCGUGAGGCUGUGAAAGCUGCCUCUGAUGAAUUGAGCAAAACCAUCUCCCCGAUGGUGAUGGAUGCAAAGGCUGUGGCUGGAAACAUUUCUGACCCUGGCCUGCAAAAGAGCUUCCUGGACUCAGGAUAUCGGAUCCUGGGAGCAGUGGCCAAGGUCAGAGAAGCCUUCCAACCUCAGGAGCCUGACUUCCCUCCUCCUCCACCAGACCUUGAACAACUCCGACUUACUGAUGAGCUUGCUCCUCCGAAACCACCUCUGCCUGAAGGUGAAGUCCCUCCGCCCAGGCCCCCACCACCAGAGGAGAAGGAUGAAGAGUUCCCUGAGCAGAAAGCCGGGGAGGUGAUUAACCAGCCCAUGAUGAUGGCGGCCAGGCAGCUCCACGAUGAAGCUCGCAAAUGGUCCAGCAAGCCCGGUAUCCCAGCCGCUGAGGUGGGUAUAGGUGUUGUAGCUGAGGCAGAUGCGGCUGAUGCUGUCGGGUUCCCUGUCCCCCCUGACAUGGAAGACGAUUACGAACCUGAGCUGCUGUUAAUGCCAUCCAAUCAGCCGGUCAACCAGCCCAUUCUGGCCGCGGCUCAGUCCUUGCAUCGGGAAGCUACCAAGUGGUCUAGUAAGGGCAAUGACAUCAUUGCAGCAGCCAAGCGCAUGGCUCUGCUGAUGGCUGAGAUGUCUCGGCUGGUAAGAGGGGGCAGUGGUACCAAGCGGGCACUCAUUCAGUGUGCCAAGGACAUCGCCAAGGCCUCAGACGAGGUGACACGGUUGGCCAAGGAGGUUGCCAAGCAGUGCACAGACAAGCGGAUUAGAACCAAUCUCUUACAGGUGUGUGAGCGAAUCCCAACCAUAAGCACCCAGCUGAAAAUCCUGUCCACAGUGAAGGCCACCAUGCUGGGCCGGACCAACAUCAGUGAUGAGGAGUCUGAGCAGGCCACAGAGAUGCUGGUUCAUAAUGCCCAGAACCUCAUGCAGUCUGUGAAGGAGACUGUGCGAGAAGCAGAAGCUGCUUCAAUCAAAAUUCGAACAGAUGCUGGUUUUACGCUGCGCUGGGUUAGAAAAACUCCCUGGUACCAGUAGGCACCUGACUGAACCUGGCUGGGACAGAUAGCCCGACGAAGCAGAAGGCAAAUGAUCUGAGUCCCAGGAGUCACCCAGAGUUGUUGGGGGUUAAAAGCCACACUGUGCCCUGACACAUCAGAAGGGAAUGGGGGGGGGGGGGCCUCUUCACAUUAGAAAACAUUUAUACUUUUUUCAUGGACACUUUGAAAUGUGUCUCCGUAUAAAACUUGUAUUCUCAA
Molecule: messenger RNA, 3746 nt
Organism: Nycticebus coucang (slow loris)
Lineage: Eukaryota; Metazoa; Chordata; Mammalia; Primates; Lorisidae
Gene: VCL
Product: vinculin
Exons: 22
Coding region: 118-3525 (1135 amino acids)
Biological process (GO): cell adhesion
Cellular component (GO): actin cytoskeleton
Molecular function (GO): actin filament binding; structural molecule activity
Source: RefSeq, a predicted model, not a curated record